CUCGCGCUAUCCGCCUCGUCUCCCCGUCCGUCAUCCAUGGCCGCCGCAGCCGUGUCCACCGCGGCCUCCCUCACGCUCCCACGCCGCGCGGACCACGCCAGGGGCUCCUCGCUCCGGAGGCGGCAUUGCUGCGUCAGGCCGCUCGCCGCCGCCUCCUCCUCUUCGCAGCCCACCGCCACCACCAGCGGUGACUCCCCAUCCCCGCGGCGCCAGGUGCUCGUGGCGGGGGCUGCGGCCGCCGCGGCGUUCGUCUCUCGGCCUACUCCUGCGGCAUUCGCAGAGGGCACGAAAGGGUUCCUGGGUGUCAUCGACAGGAAAGCUGGCUACUCCUUCGUCUACCCGUUCGGAUGGCAGGAAGUGUCUGUGCAAGGCCAAGAUAAGGUGUACAAAGAUGUGAUCGAGCCUUUGGAGAGUGUCAGCAUCAACAUGAUUCCGACCAUCAAGGAAGACAUCCGUGACCUCGGUCCUCCAGAGCAGGUUGCUGAGGCUUUGGUACGGAAAGUUCUUGCUCCACCUACGCAGAAGACAAAGUUAAUUGAGGCAAAACAGACUGAAAUUGACGGAAGAGCUUACUACACUUUCGAGUUCACAGCCCAGGCUCCAAAUUUCACCAGACAUGCACUUGGUACAAUUACCAUAGCAAAUGGUAAAUUUUACACGUUAGCUACUGGCGCAAACGAGAGGAGAUGGGAUAAGAUGAAGGAAAGGCUACAUACAAUCGUCGACUCGUUCAAAAUCGAAACAAAAGUGUGAGGGGGCACAUGAGAUCCUGUGCUGAUUGUCCUCGUUGAUUGUUCGUUUUCAGAGCUGCAGCUGGUAUGAGGUUCGACCGUAAAUGUCGGGAAUGUGGAUUGUACUGAUCUUUUUUUUUCUUCUUCUCUUUUCAAAUGUGUGAUUUCAGAUACCUUUUUUUUUGUAUGUAUAUCUUCUUCCACCCUCUGUACUGCCACCCUUGGACUAAGGAGAUCCAGGACUCUGUAAAUGUGUCACGAAAAUAAGAAAUGUUAAAUAGA
Lolium rigidum is the source of this 1013-nucleotide messenger RNA. Its product is annotated as psbP-like protein 1, chloroplastic. The transcript has 7 exons. The record is from RefSeq and is a predicted model, not a curated record. The coding region runs from base 37 to 753 and encodes 238 amino acids. NCBI's taxonomy places the organism in Eukaryota, Viridiplantae, Streptophyta, Magnoliopsida, Poales, Poaceae. Gene Ontology annotation, cellular component: photosystem II; photosystem II oxygen evolving complex; extrinsic component of membrane. Gene Ontology annotation, biological process: photosynthesis. Gene Ontology annotation, molecular function: calcium ion binding.